This is a messenger RNA of Colletotrichum truncatum, 2877 nucleotides long. The record is from RefSeq and is a predicted model, not a curated record. Lineage: Eukaryota; Fungi; Ascomycota; Sordariomycetes; Glomerellales; Glomerellaceae.
AUGAGUCAACCCCAAUAUGGAAGAGAUAUGGAUCGACCGCCAAUUGCAGGAUCCGUCAAGCGGGCGAGAGAGCGGGCUCAAGCUGGAUAUCCGAGGGAAGAUUAUGCACCACCGCCGGCAACACGAUUCCCAAUAGUAGAAGAAGGCCCAGACAGUCCCACAGAUGUCUCACCGCCACCGAGCCGUCAGAACGUCGAACCAUCCCCGUCCCGAAUUCCGAGACCGUUGCCCCCGGCCGCGCUACAGAACAGAGACGGGGGCGUCAGCAUGGCCAUAUCGCGGCCGACUCAAAUUCCCCAGUGGCCGUUACCUGGACCCAUCCCGUCCCCAUCACCCGAAGCAGAACCGUAUCGACCUCCCCCAGGCCGGGGACCGCCCCCUCAACGGCCGCCGCGCCCGAGCAGGGUGCCUUCGAUCCUAGACAGUUCACGAGUGCAGGAUCACACUCCCGUGUUUCAAUACACACCACAACUUGGACGAGAAUCGACGCUGAGCCAAGAUGCCUCCUCCGCACCACUUACACCGUCAUCGAGACACACGCAGUCGUCAUUAUCGUCUGUCGGAUCGAUUCCAGACUUUCCUUUGCCGGCCGCCCUUCCCCCGGCCGCACUUCCUCCUCCCGGUCCGCCUCCACCGAUUGCUCUUCCGAGACGGAGCGUCACCCUCGGACCACCGCCUUCGUCUCGCCGAGGCGACUCGUCAUUCUACUCGAACGCCUCCUUCGUUUCCCCGAUUCCCGAAGAAAGCCCCCGGUCCAGGUCACAUACAUCCUUUGCAUCCAGCGCAGCUAUGCCAGAGAGCUGGGGUAGUCAAUCGCCAGGAUUCAGCCCAGGCUAUCCAGAUGAGUUUUACGAGGACGACGCCUACUCCACCGAAGAUGAGAACAGCCAGAUGAGCAGAGGGACCACGUCACCUUAUGGUGACGGUGGCGACGAAAGCAAACUCGUGAGGAGUGCGAGCGUUGGCAAGAUGCAGAAACCGGCCAUUGUGAUGAACCGGGGUGCCAGUGGCGGUGAUCCGAUGCCGCAGGAGGCGCUCCGCCCGACACCAUCACCCCUCCAAAACCAACUUCCACAUAGCCCCUUCGACAACGGCACGGGCUAUGUCGAGGGAUCCAGCUCGUCGGGGACUGUUCCUACAAUGGCAGCGACAGCAAGCACUCCGUCACUAACUGCUAACGCAAUGCUGGGUGCCUUUGCUGCUGCUAGCGCAACAGAUCCGGCCGAAAUGAGAAAAGUGACACCGUCACCACGGCCAUAUAGCCGUUUGUCGGCGAUUAGACGGCCACCUAAAUUGGGACUCGACAUGGAUUCUGUCAGACAAAUGGAGUCUAGAGGUAGCAUGACUAGCUUGCCGGACCUCAUUAAGCGUGCUACUCGGUUGGCUGCCCUCAUCGACCGAGGACGCAGACCUGCCAGCAGGUUCGACAUGGACGGAGAAUGGCCCGACGAGAAGGCGUUUGGGCGUGAGGGGGAGGUUCAGAUGUCCGGUGCGACUGCAGCUGAGAAACACCAGUCAGGGCUCUCUGACAUGUUGGCUGCUUUUCCCCCGCCGGCAACUACCCCCAAUCCUCCUAAUCGCGGCAGUUGGUUCAGACGUGGUUCUACUGGUUCUUGGCCUCUGGCACCAGGGAGCCGAGAGAGUACUCCACAGAACAUCACUCGUGCAAUGGCUGCGAGAUCCUCGCCAUUGGCCCGGCUCGAUUCCAAUAGUGAUGAAGGUUCUGUCAAGCGCCGCAGAAGAUGCUGCGGCCUCCCCCUCUGGGCGUUCAUUCUUAUCGUCAUUCUGGUUUUGGGCAUCAUUGCCGCAGCAAUCAUCGUUCCACUGGAGUUUUUCGUCUUCCGGAAGAAUCGCGCAGGUAGCACCCCCACCGCCGAGCCGGCUUUGACUCAGUGUCAGAACCAGCUCAAGUGCGAGAAUGGCGGCACCAAUGUCAUCUCACAAAACGUCUGCUCAUGUAUUUGUACAAACGGAUUUACUGGGCAGACUUGCGCAGUGGCCGGAGCUACAGGUUGCACCACGACAAAUCUUGCGGGAUCAUCUAAUAUCAAUAAUGUCACCCUCGGCCAGGCGAUACCUCGGCUCCUGCAGCAGUCACAGACAAACUUCACGAUCCCCCUAGACGGGACCGACAUUUUGGCCAAGUUCAACACGGAGAGUCUGUCGUGCAUCGCGCAGAACUCGCUCGUCACCUUCGAUGGGCGCUCAACUCGCCAGGGCACUCCGCAGUCCGGGCAAGUGGUUGCCAACGCGGACGUGAACGCUGAUGGUUUCGUUCCCGUUCAAAUCAUCACUCUCCUACCUGGCCAAGCAACAACAAUCACGUUCAAUGCAAUCCAGACCGGAGCCGUCAUCGGGCCAUCUGGUAACAUCGUGGGCGGAUUCACCACGCUCACAGGCCCGUUCCGCGUCACGACGAUUUAUGCGUCCAGUUCGACCAUGUGGGCCACGAUUCCUAUGCCGCCUAAGCCGACCACGGUCCCGUCAGUUCCUGUUGUGACGCCUACCUUACCGCCGCCUGCGACCUCGGCGCCGCCUACGUCAACGAAGUCACAGGAUCCUAUCCUCCCUUCAAACCCAGUAUCUUCCGCGCCGGCAGCACCCACGCCUACUUUUACGACGACGGAAGAGACGCUUGACUUUGCGCGAGUGUCAGUACUGCUCAUCCUUCAGAAGCAGAACCUCAUGGCAGCAACCACGGCGCAAACUGUCCUUCAGCGUUUCUUCUCAGCCGCCGACCAGGGAAGCCGGCAGCAGAACGGUGGUGUUCCGCUGAGCCAGGCCCUGAACGUCACGCUUGGUGGGGGCAACUCGGUAGACUUGGUCCACUUCCUCAUUACAAUUCCCGGAGGUGUUUCGAAUAGUACGGCUAGCUAA